AUGCUGCCACCCGGCAUCCAGGUUCACGAGGGACCUGGCCAAGUUGUGGUCAAGCUCGCUGACGGGAAACCACGCCGCGUAUCGCGACGCGAAGUGUCGCUGCCAUUCACGUUUGAAGGCUUUCGCAGUAACGACAAUUUCUUGGUGAUUGAGAUGAACUAUGAUUUCGAUUGCAUCCUGGGCAUGCCAUGGCUGUUACGCUAUAAGCCCAAGAUCGACUGGCUAGCCAGACCAGCGAGGCGUCGAAGUAAGUUCGACGUCAGCAAAGUGUUCACCCAUCUCUUGGUGUCCCCAAGUGAUUGGCCGAAGCAGAGGUCUUCGCGCACAAACGAAGCAGUCGAACAGAGGUUCCCGCACGAGAUAGCAGUGGUCGAACAGGUGUUCCCACCUGCACCUGUUGUGGUCGAACAGAAGCUCUUAAAAAGGCAAGAUGUGGCCGAGCAGGGGCUUGCCACCAAGUGUGACGUGGAUGGACAGGAGUCCCCACGUGCGAACAUGAUGGUCAAACAGGGGUUCCCAUCAUCACCUACUGUGGUCGAACGGAGGUUCCCACAUGAGCAAGACGUGGUCGAGCAGAGGCUCCCACACGAGCUUGUGGCGGUUGAGCAGGGGCUGCCGCAUCAUGCGUCGACAGACGAGUAUGUGCUACUCUCGUCUCGCGAUUUCAACGUCCUGGAUGAGGACAUUUAG
Messenger RNA from Peronospora matthiolae, 690 nucleotides. The record is from the annotation of a GenBank genome assembly. NCBI's taxonomy places the organism in Eukaryota, Oomycota, Peronosporomycetes, Peronosporales, Peronosporaceae.